UGAUAUUUAACUUCACCGCUCUUCUUCUUCAUCCAUCUCUCUCUCUCCUCUGCAACACCAUCAAUGGGUUCUACAGGAAACCCUAACCCAUGGGAUCAAUACGAUUCAUACCGAGACUGCUCACAAGGAGUAUGCAGCGUCUACUGCCCUCAAUGGUGUUACAUCAUCUUCCCUCCUCCUCCUUCCUUCUUACUCGACGACGAAGACUCCUCCUCCUCCUCCACCUCCGACUUCUCCCCUCUCCUCAUCGCCCUCAUCGGAAUCCUCGCUAGCGCCUUCAUCCUCGUCACUUACUACACACUCACCUCCAAGUACUGCCGCCGCUCCUCCACAGCCUCGGGAGCUACCAUCUCUUCCUCCGCCGUCGUCACCGACACGUGGCAGAGAAGCAACGGAGCUUCGAAUCCGAUUGGACUCGAUGAGACUCUGAUUAAAUCGAUAACGGUUUAUAAAUACAGGAAGGGAGAUGGAUUCGUGGAGUCUUCGGAUUGCUCCGUGUGCUUGAGCGAGUUUCAGGAGGAGGAGAGUUUGAGAUUGCUGCCUAAGUGCCGCCACGCGUUUCACGUCGCGUGUAUUGAUACUUGGUUGAAGUCUCACUCUAACUGUCCUCUAUGCCGCGCGGAGAUCAGCGUAACCGUCACUAACGCCGUUGAAUCCGUCGCGGUAUCUGAUCAACCGAUCGUAACGGAGUCUGAUUCGGUUUCGGUUGAUUCCGUCGUCGUUAACUUAGAUCUGGAAAAUAGAUCUCGGAGCGAGACGGUUGUUGCUGACGUGGACGGUGGAAGGACGCCGAAGACACCGGAGCUGCAAGGAUCUAGAUACGGAGAUCGGAACUCAGGCGACGUGGUCUUGAUCGCGGAUAUACUCCGGGAGAUCGAAGAGGAUGGAGACUCGGCGGGUGUGGGGACUUCUCGGCGGGUAGAAGAUGGGGAAGGAGAGAAGACGCCUCCGCCGCCGUCAGAUUCGGCGGCGAAUCCAACAGCUGGAGUAGUUUCGAAUUUUCUGGCGCGGAGUUACGGCAAAGCAAAGAAUUACCGUUUACCCAGUUGAAAAGAAUGAUUUAAGAUUUAGGAAAUUUGAAAUUACUGAAAAGUCAAAAUGCGAAUUGGCUUUUACUGUGUUGGUUAGUUAGACAAUUUAUACGGUUGGUAAUCUUUUACCGGUAAAACCAUUUUACCCUUUAUAUGUAAAACUCUUGAUGGGCUUUUAUUAUAGUUUCUAGCCCACUUUGGUGACUUGAGGCAUUCGUGUUGCAAAACGUUUAACGGGCUUAAGAAGA
This is a messenger RNA of Brassica oleracea var. oleracea, 1279 nucleotides long. RefSeq names its product RING-H2 finger protein ATL51-like. Gene Ontology annotation, biological process: protein ubiquitination. The coding region runs from base 64 to 1050 and encodes 328 amino acids. Gene Ontology annotation, molecular function: transferase activity. NCBI's taxonomy places the organism in Eukaryota, Viridiplantae, Streptophyta, Magnoliopsida, Brassicales, Brassicaceae. The record is from RefSeq and is a predicted model, not a curated record. The transcript has a single exon.